Messenger RNA from Marmota monax (woodchuck), 2862 nucleotides. It is a transcript of the gene Meltf, whose product is annotated as melanotransferrin. NCBI's taxonomy places the organism in Eukaryota, Metazoa, Chordata, Mammalia, Rodentia, Sciuridae. The record is from RefSeq and is a predicted model, not a curated record. The transcript is spliced from 16 exons. Gene Ontology annotation, biological process: iron ion transport. Bases 81 to 2294 code for a protein of 737 amino acids. Gene Ontology annotation, cellular component: extracellular region; early endosome; plasma membrane.
GGAAGGAAGGAGCGAGCAAUCCAGGUUGCUGCUGAUCUUCUCGGACCCGCACCCAGACCCAACCCGACCUAGUCUGCGCCAUGUGGGGCUGGAGCGUGGCUCUGUGGCUCUUGCUGGCUCUGCGCACUGUGCUCGGCCAAGUCGAGGUCCGGUGGUGCACCACGUCAGAUCCAGAGCAGCAGAAGUGCAGCGACAUGAGCAAGGCCUUCCAGGAGGCAGGCAUCCAGCCCUCCCUCCUCUGCAUCCAGGGCAUCUCUGCUGAUCACUGUGUCCAGCUCAUCACGGCCCAGGAGGCUGACGCCAUCACUCUGGAUGGAGGAGCCAUCUAUGAAGCGGGGAAGGAGUAUGGCCUGAAGCCUGUGGUCGGCGAAGUGUAUGAUCAAGAGGUUGGGACCUCCUAUUAUGCUGUGGCUGUAGUCAGGAGGAACUUCAAUGUGACCAUAAACACCCUGAAAGGAGUGAAGUCCUGCCACACGGGCAUCAACCGGACAGUGGGCUGGAAUGUGCCUGUGGGCUACCUGGUGGAGAGCGGCCGCCUCUCAGUGAUGGGCUGUGACGUGCUCAAAGCUGUCAGUGACUAUUUUGGGGGCAGCUGCGUCCCAGGAGCAGGAGAAACCAGAUAUUCGGAGUCCCUCUGUCGCCUCUGCCGGGGUGACACCUCUGGGGAGGGUGUGUGUGACAAGAGCCCCCUGGAGAGAUACUAUGACUACAGCGGAGCCUUCCGGUGUGUGGCAGAAAAGGCAGGGGACGUGGCCUUCGUGAAGCACAGCACUGUGCUGGAGAACACUGAUGGGAAAACUCUGCCCUCCUGGGGCCAGACCCUGCUGUCGAAGGACUUUGAGCUGCUAUGCAGAGAUGGCAGCCGAGCCGAUGUCACUGAAUGGAGGCGAUGCCACCUGGCUCGGGUGCCUGCACACGCUGUGGUUGUCCGGGCUGACAUGGACGGGGGCCUCAUCUUCAGGUUGCUCAAUGAAGGCCAGCGUCUGUUCAGCCAUGAGGGCAGCAGCUUCCAGAUGUUCAGCUCUGAGGCCUAUGGUCAGAAGAACCUGCUAUUCAAGGACUCUACCACGGAGCUGGUGCCCAUCGCCACGCAGACCUAUGAGGCAUGGCUGGGCCGCGAGUACCUGCAUGCCAUGAAGGGUCUACUCUGUGACCCCAACCGGAUGCCCCACUACCUGCGCUGGUGCGUGCUCUCCACACCCGAGAUCCAGAAGUGUGGUGACAUGGCGGUGGCCUUCAGCCGGCAGAGGCUCAAGCCUGAGAUCCAGUGUGUGUCGGCCCAGUCCCCCCAGCACUGCAUGGAGCAGAUCCAGGCUGGGAACAUCGAUGCUGUGACCCUGAGGGGCGAGGACAUUUACACAUCAGGGAAGGUGUAUGGCCUGGUCCCCGCGGCUGGGGAACUCUACUCUGAGGCAGACAGGAGCAGUUCAUACUUCGUGGUGGCUGUGGUGAGGCGGGACAGCUCCUACGCCUUCACCUUGGACGAGCUGCGUGGCAAGCGCUCCUGCCACUCAGGCUUCGGCAGCCCAGCAGGCUGGGACGUGCCAGUGGGCGCCCUCAUCCAGAGAGGCUUCAUCAGGCCUCAGCACUGUGACAUCCUGACAGCGGUGAGUGAGUUCUUCAAUGCCAGCUGUGUGCCUGUGAACAACCCCAAGAGCUACCCUUCCUCUCUGUGUGCCCUCUGUGUGGGGGACGAGCAGGGCCGCAACAAGUGUGUGGGCAACAGCCAGGAGCGGUACUACGGUGACAGUGGCGCCUUCAGAUGCCUGGUGGAGAAUGCGGGGGACGUUGCCUUCGUUAAACACACGACUGUCUUUGACAACACAAACGGCCAUAAUUCUGAGCCCUGGGCUGCUGCAUUGAAGUGGCAGGAGUAUGAGCUGCUAUGCCCCAACGGGGCCCGGGCUGAGGCCAACCAGUAUGAAGCCUGCCACUUGGCGCAGAUACCAUCCCAUGCUGUCAUGGUGCGGCCAGACACCAACAUCUUCACUGUGUAUGGACUGCUGGACAAGGCCCAGGACCUGUUUGGAGACGACCACAAUACGAACGGGUUCAAAAUGUUUGAUUCCUCCAAAUACCAUGGCCAAGACCUGCUUUUCAAGGAUGCUACGAUCCGGGCAGUGCCUGUAGGGGAGAAAACCUCAUACCUUGACUGGCUGGGACCUGACUACGUGGCAGCUCUGGAAGGGAUGCUGUCUCAGCAGUGCUCUGGCACAGCGGCUGCCCAGCCCCCAGGUCCCCAUCUGCCACUGCUGCUGCCGCUCUUUACUGGCCUCCUCCUGCACGCCCUCUGAGCGCCACUCGGGCCAGCUGGCCUCGCGACCUGCUAGGAACCGCAGCCGAGGCCAGUCUGUGCAGGGCCUUGGCUGACACUGUCCUGAGAAGCGUCGCGUGCUGGAGAGGAACGGGAGGAACCACGCACAGAGCUCCCCAGAACUCCCGCUCUGACCCAACGAGAAGUUUCUGGAAUGGAGAUGAAGGCUAAGGCAAAGCCCCCUCCCUCCCGCGGAGCCACCCGCCCCCAGCCGCCUGGCCCUGGCCACCUGAGGCGGCUGGCCCGAUGCCCAGUCACGCCGCCCAAGCUGGCAGCGCCUCCCUGCCAACCUGCAGCCUCCCACCUGGAGCCGGUGGCUGGCUGCGGAGAAGGCCGGUCGCCAAGGAAACCGCUGAGCCCGCUUCCCACGCGGCCCUCUGCUGCGCGGCGGCCUGGGGACCUGAGAGCGCCUGCUGGGCCAGCUGCCCAGAGGACGCUGCGCCUCCGCCCCGGCUCCCGCCGGCACCACCUCCUUCCCACACUUCUGAACCAGCCGCUGGUCGCCUCAGCCUUUUGUCCUUGUCUUCUGAGGCUCCAGUGAGCGUGUG